AUGGUUCAUGAAUGUCUAUCAUCCUUAUUUACAAAUUCUGAGGCUUCAACAAUUGUAACAAUAAUAGCCCAUAAAUCAUGGAAAGACAACAAUAAAGGUGGAGGAGGGCUUAGAGUAAGAGAAUUCAUAUUCUGUAGUGAAUAACGAAUUGAAUCAAAAUCAACCAUAUAGUCUGUUGAAUAGAACCAUAACUAGAAAACUCAAAUAAAGAAAACAAGAAGGAAGAAUUCAAAGAAAAUAUAUAAUAAAGGUCACUGGACUCAAAAGGAACAUCGUUUAUAUUUGUAAUUUAUAGAAACAAAUAAAGAGAUAAUGAUGAAAUCAGACAUGAAAAAACAAGAGAAAAUCUUUAAACAAAUGUCUAUCGUCAUAAAGUCCCGAUCUCCUUCACAAUGCAGAUCCCAUCAUUAAAAAUUCAAUCCUUUUGAAGAUCAUGAUUGA
Messenger RNA from Paramecium tetraurelia, 441 nucleotides. RefSeq lists its product as uncharacterized. The transcript is spliced from 2 exons. NCBI's taxonomy places the organism in Eukaryota, Ciliophora, Oligohymenophorea, Peniculida, Parameciidae. The record is from RefSeq and is a predicted model, not a curated record.